AUGCCGCGCGAGAUCAUCACCAUCCAGGCAGGCCAGUGCGGGAACGCAAUCGGCUCUCGAUUCUGGCAGCAACUAUGUCAAGAACACGGGAUCUCGCGGGACGGCAACCUCGAAGACUUCGCGAGCGAGGGCGGCGUGGGCGACCGCAAGGACGUCUUCUUCUACCAGAGCGACGACACACGCUAUAUCCCACGAGCGAUCCUCAUCGACCUGGAGCCCCGGGUGAUCAACAGCAUCCAGAGCGGGCCGUACAAGAACAUCUACAACCCCGAGAAUUUCUUCAUCGGCGAGCACGGCAUGGGCGCGGGCAACAACUGGGCCGCGGGCUACGCGGCGGGCGAGAGGGUCCAGGAAGAGAUCUUUGACAUGAUUGACAGAGAGGCGGACGGGAGCGACUCGCUCGAGGGAUUCAUGCUGCUGCAUUCGAUUGCUGGCGGGACGGGGUCCGGGCUCGGGUCGUACCUCCUCGAGCGCAUGAACGAUCGGUUCCCAAAGAAAAUCAUCCAGACAUACUCGGUGUUUCCGGACACCGCGACCGGCGACGUCGUGGUGAACCCCUACAACAGCCUGCUCACCAUGCGGCGGUUGACACAGAACGCGGACUGCGUCGUGGUUCUCGACAACGGCGCCCUGUCGAGCAUUGCUUCCGAGAGACUGCAUGUUCAAGAGCCUUCGUUUCAGCAGACGAACCAAUUGGUUUCUACAGUCAUGUCGGCUUCUACGACGACCCUGAGAUAUCCGGGAUACAUGCACAAUGACCUGGUGGGAAUCAUCGCAUCUCUGAUCCCUACGCCACGAUGCCACUUCCUGAUGACCGCCUACACGCCUUUCACCGGGGACAACGUGGACCAGGCCAAAACGGUGCGCAAGACUACGGUACUCGACGUGAUGCGCCGACUGCUCCAGCCGAAGAAUCGAAUGGUGUCCAUCACCCCUUCCAAAUCCUCUUGCUACAUUUCAAUCCUCAACAUCAUCCAAGGCGAGGCCGACCCGACCGACGUGCACAAGUCUCUUCUGCGCAUCCGAGAACGGCGCAUGGCAAAUUUCAUCCCGUGGGGCCCGGCUUCCAUCCAGGUGGCUCUGACCAAGAAAUCCCCGUACCUCCCCAACACGCACCGGGUCUCGGGCCUCAUGCUCGCGAACCACACCAGCGUUGCGACCCUCUUCCGGAGAAUAGUGGUCCAGUACGAGAAAAUGCGAAAACGAAAUGCCUAUUUGGAGCAAUAUAAGAAGGAGGCUCCGUUCGCGGAAGGGCUAUCUGAAUUCGAUGAAGCAAAGGAAGUGGUGAUGGGCCUGAUUGGCGAAUAUGAGGCAGCGGAGAAGGACGAUUAUCUUGAUCCAGAGGCCGGAGAAAAGAAAGCUGAUGGUGCUUAG
Molecule: messenger RNA, 1374 nt
Organism: Cladophialophora psammophila CBS 110553
Lineage: Eukaryota; Fungi; Ascomycota; Eurotiomycetes; Chaetothyriales; Herpotrichiellaceae
Product: tubulin gamma chain
Exons: 1
Coding region: 1-1374 (457 amino acids)
Biological process (GO): cytoplasmic microtubule organization; mitotic sister chromatid segregation; mitotic spindle organization
Cellular component (GO): microtubule; spindle; nucleus
Molecular function (GO): structural constituent of cytoskeleton; GTP binding
Source: RefSeq, a predicted model, not a curated record